ACUAAAUCCCUCUACGAAAGAAAAAGAGAAAAAUGGAAGAAUCUUCAAACUCAAAUACCUUACUCGAAGUAGUAGAUGAUUUCUAUAUAGCUCUCCAAAAUGAAGAAGGUCUCAUCCCAAUCUCAGAUGAGAAGUUUGCAGUAGAAUUACAGCUCCAAGAAGUCAUAUUUUCAUCAAUUCUCCUUAUUCUUUCCACCCCAUCUCUCGAAACUGCAAUCAUACCGUCGUCGGAGAAUAACGACACGACUCCGACGGAAUCUAACACGUUGGUUAUAACCGAAACAGGCGAAUCUUCAAGAAGCUUCUGCGACAUAUGCGUGGAGGUGAAACGGCCGCAUGAAAUGUUCAUGAACAAGAACUGUUCUCAUAUGUUUUGCAACGAUUGCAUAAGCAAUCACGUUGCGGUGAAGAUCCAAGAAAGCAUAGCAAUGGUUAUAUGUCCUGGUUUGGAAUGUAAAGGGGUUUUAGAACCUGAUCUCUGCCGUCCAAUCAUCCCCACCCAAGUGUUCGAGAGGUGGGAAGCUGCUCUUUCCGAGUCGAUGGUUCUUGGAUCGCAGAAAUUUUACUGCCCUUUCAAGGACUGUUCGACGCUUCUGAUCGAUGAUGGAGGGGAUGUCGUGAGACAAUCAGAAUGCCCGAAUUGCCGGAGAUUGUUCUGUGCACAGUGCAAGGUGGCAUGGCACUCGGGCAUUGGGUGUGAAGAGUAUAAGGGAUUGCAUGAAGAUGAGAAGGGGAGAGAUGAUCUGAUGGUGAUGGAGCUUGUUAAAUCAAAGGAGUGGAAGAGAUGUUCUCGCUGCAAGUUCUAUGUGGAGAAGACAGAAGGUUGUAUGCAUAUGACUUGCAGGUGCGGGUUUCAGUUUUGCUAUCGAUGCGGAUUGACGUGGUCGUUGAUCCACUCAUGUAGCUGCAACACAACGUAGAGAAAGAUGAAGGUUGGAUGGUGAUGAUUGUUUUAUUAAUUAAGACUUUCGUGGUAGUUGAUGAAUUGAGUAACUUGAUGAUGAUUGUGAUCUCAUCUUAGAUAAAUCAAACUGUGGAUUUUAAGGGGGUGUUUGGAUUGUAAGUUACUUUAUAUAUAAGAUAUAUAUGUCUAAAGUAACUUAUCUUGGUUUCUACCUUAUAAAUGUAUUUAGUAAAUAAUGUAAUUAUCAGCCAAGAGGUAGAAAAGUAUGCUUGUUUUAUAACACCACAUAA
Molecule: messenger RNA, 1194 nt
Organism: Magnolia sinica
Lineage: Eukaryota; Viridiplantae; Streptophyta; Magnoliopsida; Magnoliales; Magnoliaceae
Product: E3 ubiquitin-protein ligase RSL1-like
Exons: 2
Coding region: 33-920 (295 amino acids)
Biological process (GO): protein polyubiquitination; ubiquitin-dependent protein catabolic process; positive regulation of proteasomal ubiquitin-dependent protein catabolic process
Cellular component (GO): ubiquitin ligase complex; cytoplasm
Molecular function (GO): ubiquitin conjugating enzyme binding; ubiquitin protein ligase activity; zinc ion binding
Source: RefSeq, a predicted model, not a curated record